Telopea speciosissima is the source of this 2369-nucleotide messenger RNA. RefSeq lists its product as uncharacterized. Bases 1 to 2058 code for a protein of 685 amino acids. NCBI's taxonomy places the organism in Eukaryota, Viridiplantae, Streptophyta, Magnoliopsida, Proteales, Proteaceae. The record is from RefSeq and is a predicted model, not a curated record. The transcript is spliced from 2 exons.
AUGGCGGGGAAAACAAGAAGAGGAGGAGGAGCAGGAGGAGGGGGAGAAGAAAAACAGGAAGCAGUCCGGCUAAAAUCCAUAGCGGAGAAAAAAUACAUACAGUCGGAGCUGAAACCUGCCCUAAAGUUCGCCAAGAGAGCGCAGCGCCUCCAUCCCCAACUACAAGGCAUCUCCGAAUUGGUCACCGCCUUGGACAUCCUCCGCAUCGCCUCCAAGGAGUCCACCACCCACACUUCUGCCCUUCCUGACUGGUACAAGAUCCUGCAAGUAGAGCCCUUCUCCCACAUCAACUCCAUCAAGAAACAGUACAAGAAGCUUGCCCUCCUUUUACACCCCGACAAGAACACUUCCGUUGCCUCCGAAGAUGCCUUCAAGCGCGUCGGCGAAGCCUUCCAAGUCCUCUCCGAUAAGGUACGUCGCAAAGAAUAUGACCUCAAGCUUCGUAUCUCUUUACAAUCCCAGGCUACGGCAGCAGCAGCCACCACCACCUCAUCCUCCGUCGGUACAUUCUGGACUGCCUGUACGACUUGUCGCUUGUUCCACCAAUUCGAAAAACGCUAUAUUGGUCACCGUCUCAUGUGCCCUAGCUGUAAGAAGAGCUUCUUAGCUGUCCAAGUUACGUUUGGUGAGUCGGAAGACGAUGAAACUGCGGUUAGGGUUAGAGCUUCUAGUGCUAGGGUUCCUACCCAGAAGAACAAGAAGAAUGAGAAGGCGGAGGAGGAGGAAAAUCUAAGAACGUAUGUGCGAAGACAUUUGAGAAAUGUGAAUCUGAAGCGGAAGAUCGAUUCUAUUGAUUCAUCAUUGGAGGCAUCUCAUUCCAAGAAGUUAAAGCCCAGAGGCGAAAUGACCUUGGCAGAGAUGCAAUUGGAAGCAAAGCUGAAAGCCAAUUUGAAGAGGAUGACAGCCAAGGAAAAGAUGAAGGAUACGGAUUACUCAGAAGGGAAGCAGGAGAAGAAGACGAGGGAGAGAUCAGUGGGUUCUGAGAAUACGGAUUACUCAGAAGGGAAGCAGGAGAAGAGGACGAGUGAGAGAUCUGUGGGUUCUGAGAAUGGUGUUCUCGAAAUUACUACGGUCGAGGAUUCAGAGAGUAAUGGUAUUCACAAGCAUAAGAUGGAGCUUAGGUCUAGGAAAGCUCAGGAUAAUAAGGAAAACGAGAGGCAAAACUCUUCAAAGAGUAGGCAUUUGGUGGUCAAAGAUUUGGAUUUGUAUGGUUUAGACAAUGAUAGGAUCAGGCAUGGUAUUAAGAAAGUUCAGAAAAAGCUAAAGGAGAGAACGAGGGGGAAAGGUAACAAGGAGAAGGAGAAGCCAUCGGAGAGACAACUGGUUUCAAAGAGUAAUGGAUUUGAAGCUUGGACUGCGAAUGAUUCUGAUUUCUAUGAUUUUGAUAAGGAUAGGAUGGAACAUAGUUUUAAAAAAGGCCAGGUAUGGGCUGUUUACGAUGAUGAUGAUGCCAUGCCUCGGCAUUAUGGUUUGAUUGACGAGGUCAUCUCGGAGUAUCCUUUUGAGGUGAAGAUGAGUUGGUUAAACAUACAGAACAAUGGAGAUGCAUCUUCAAUCUGUUGGGAGAAUUCAGGUUUCCAUAUCUCAUGUGGAAGGUUCAAGGUCGCUAUGAAGACUGCCUUCAAUUCAGUGAAUUUCUUUUCACAUCUUGUGGAUUGUGAAAGAGUGGCAAAGGAGGCUUACUGUAUUUACCCAAAAAAGGGUUCAGUCUGGGCUCUUUAUAAAGGGGAAUCUUUGAAUGGUGAUGAAAGUUUCCUGUCUUGUGGCAAUAACCGUUGCUAUGACAUAGUCGUGUUCCUCACUAGUUACAGUGAGUUGCACGGAUUGAGUAUGGCGUACCUCAAGAAGGUUGAAGGCUUCAAGACAAUCUUUAAGAGGCAAGAGGUUGGAUGUCAUGCUAUUAGAUGGCUUGAGAAAGAUGAUGUUCGAUUAUUUUCGCAUCAGAUUCCUUCAAGGAAGCUUUGUGGUACUGAGGCCCCAGACCUACCAAAAGACUGUUGGGAGCUUGAUCCGGCUUCACUUCCGCCAGAUUUGCUUUAUGUUGGUAUGGGGAACUGACUAUUAGUUGCAGAAGCUAUGCUUUAUGGUAAUCUAACUACUUUGAUGGAAUCAUGGGGUUGAUAUGAAACAUGCUUCCAUAACGUAUUUGGUUUGAUGUGAGACCUGCUUCACUUCAUUUUGGUAUCAUAACUUCUGCUAUUUUCCCCCCUUCAUGUAAAUAUAUUCGUUUUGUGCUAGUUUUGGUUUACAUAUUUGGCUAACUCUAAUGACUUUGAAACACAUUAUUUUAGCUUAUUUAAAGCUUACUAGAUCAUGCAGCUGUAUAAAUUGGAAACACAUUUUAGUAGCACAUGCUCUACAUUCAUCUU